AUGAUGUCGUACCUGAAAGUUAUGAUCAUAUGGAACAUACUAUGCUUAUCCCUGGUGGUCCUUUCACUGUCCUUGAUUCCAGAAGUGUCUUCUCAAGAUGUAUCAAGCUGUACAGGGAGAUGUGGGGCAGGGUAUUCUAGAGAUCAUGACUGCCAGUGUGAUUUUAACUGUCACCACUACAUGGAGUGCUGCCCUGACUUCAGGAAAGUCUGCACAGUGGCCGCCUCCUGCGAGGGACGCUGCUUUGAAGCCUUCGAGAGGGGCAGGGAGUGCGACUGCGACGCCGACUGCGAGCGGUACGGAAAAUGCUGCCCAGACUACGCCAAGCACUGUAAAGAGGCACACACAGAAAAGCCAACCCCGGAGACUCCCCCAGAAAACAAAUCAACAUCUAAAAGGUCCUCCACAGAUGAGGAAGAGUCACCAGAGGAAGCUGUGGAAGAUCCUGAAAUCCAAGUGACCACUCCUGCCCCAACCACAGAACCUGCAGAGACAACCCCUGAGGCCACAGACGAACCAGCGACUGAGGCUGAGCCUCCCACUCCAGAAACGGCAGAAGAUGUGACCCCUGACGUCACAGAGGAGCCACUGACUGAAAUGGACCCGACCGACCUGCCCCCAACACAAGACCCGACCCCUGAUGCCACCGAGGCAGCAGCAACCGACAGCGAGCCUCCCACCAGCCCCACGCCUGAAGAGACAACCCCAGAGGAACCGACAACACCAACACCAGAGGAGACAACCCCAGAGGAACCGACAACGCCAACACCAGAGGAGACAACCCCAGAGGAACCGACAACACCAACACCAGAGGAGACAACCCCUCCGCCGGAGGAGACAACCCGCCCACCAUCAGAGGAGACAACCCCAGAGGAACCAACAACACCAACACCAGAGGAGACAACCCCUCCACCAGAGGAGACAACUCCAGAGGAACCGACAACACCAACACCAGAGGAGACAACCCCUCCACCAGAGGAGACAACCCCAGAGGAACUGACAACUCCCACACCAGAGGAGACAACGCCAGAGGAACCGACAACACCAACACCAGAGGAGACAACCCCAGAGGAACCGACAACACCACCACCAGAGGAGACAACCCCAGAGGAACCGACAACACCACCACCAGAGGAGACAACCCCAGAGGAACCGACAACACCAACACCAGAGGAGACAACCCCAGAGGAACCGACAACACCCCCAGAGGAACCAACAACACCAACACCAGAGGAGACAACCCCUACACCAGAGGAGACAACUCCCACACCAGAGGAGACAACUCCAGAGGAACCAACAACACCAACACCAGAGGAGACAACCCCAGAGGAACCAACAACACCACCACCAGAGGAGACAACCCCAGAGGAACCAACAACACCACCACCAGAGGAGACAACCCCAGAGGAACCAACAACACCACCACCAGAGGAGACAACCCCAGAGGAACCAACAACACCACCACCAGAGGAGACAACCCCAGAGGAACAAAACACACCACCAGAGAAACCCCAAAACCAACAAACCAAACCAGAGACAACCAGAGAACCAACAACACCAACACCAGAGGAGACAACCCCUACACCAGAGGAGACAACAACACCACCAGAGGAGACAACUCCCACACCAGAGGAGACAACGCCAGAGGAACCAACAACACCAACACCAGAGGAGACAACCCCAGAGGAACCAACAACACCAACACCAGAGGAGACAACCCCUACACCAGAGGAGACAACUCCCACACCAGAGGAGACAACCCCUGAGGAACCGACAACACCCACACCAGAGGAGACAACGCCAGAGGAACCGACAACACCCACACCAGAGGAGACAACGCCAGAGGAACCGACAACACCCAAACCAGAGGAGACAACCCCAGAGGAACCAACAAUACCACCACCAGAGGAGACAACCCCUCCACCGGAGGAGACAACCCCAGAGGAACUGACAACUCCCAAACCAGAGGAGACAACCCCAGAGGAACCAACAACACCAACACCAGAGGAGACAACCCCCCCACCAGAAGAGACAACUCCAGAGGAGCAAACAACACCACCACCAGAGGAGACAACCCCAGAGGAACCGACAACACCAACACCAGAGGAGACAACCCCAGAGGAACCGACAACACCCACACCAGAGGAGACAACCCCAGAGGAUCCAACAACACCACCACCAGAGGAGACAACCCCAGAGGAACCAACAACACCAACACCAGAGGAGACAACCCCUACACCAGAGGAGACAACCCCAGAGGAACCGACAACCCCCACACCAGAGGAGACAACCCCAGAGGAACCAACAACACCAACACCAGAGGAGACAACCCCAGAAGAACUGACAACACCAACACCAGAGGAGACAACCCCUACACCAGAGGAGACAACCCCAGAGGAACCGACAACACCACCACCAGAGGAGACAACCCCAGAAGAACUGACAAUACCAACACCAGAGGAGACAACUCCAGAGGAGCUGACAACACCAACACCAGAGGAGCCCACCACCCCCAAACCAGAGGAAACUACACCAGAGGAGCCAACAACUCCUAAACCAGAAGGGACAACCCCAGAGGAGCUGACAACUCCUAAACCAGAAGAGCCCACAACUCCAAAACCAGAGGAGCCCACAACUCCUAAACCAGAAGAGACAACCCCAGAGGAGCCAACAACUCCCAAACCAGAGGAGACAACCCCAGAGGAGCCAACAACUCCCAAACCAGAGGAGACAACCCCAGAGGAGCCAACAACUCCCAAACCAGAGGAGACAACCCCAGAGGAGCCAACAACUCCCAAACCAGAGGAGACAACCCCAGAGGAGCCAACAACUCCCAAACCAGAGGAGACAACCCCAGAGGAGCCAACAACUCCCAAACCAGAGGAGACCACUCCAGAGGAGCCAACAACUCCCAAACCAGAUGAGACAACCCCAGAGGAGCCAACAACGAUCAAACCCAAAGAGCCAACCACCUUGGCAGACUCUCCUGCCACCCCCAGACCUGAAGAAACAACCCCAGAGGAGCCAACAACCCCCAAAACGGAGGAGACAACCCCAGAGGAGCCAACAAUGGCAGACUCUCCUACUACCCCAAAACCUGAAGAAACAACCCCAGAAGAGCCAACAACCAAGGCAGACUCUCCCACUACUCCUAAACCUGAAGAAACAACCCCAGAUGAACCUACAACCAAGGCAGACUCUCCCACCACCUCUGAAGCCGAGGAUGCUCACUCCCCAACCACCCCUGCAGCCCCUGAGGCCAGUAAAGCCACGGCUUCUUCAAGUAGUGCUGCACCCACAACAGUUGGGAAGGACUCCCCCACAACUGGGGCAGGGACAAUGCUUUCAGAUACCACAAUGGAGAUCAAGGAGACAACAACACCAAAGAAAGACAGAACUACUCUGCUUAAAGACAUUUUCACAGCUGCAACCGGGAAAGACACAGUUACUGCAGCUAUGGUGACAACAGCUAAACCAGGUGAUUCUCCUAAAGGUGUGGAUGACAUUCCAAACACAGCUCCUACGGCCAAGGAACCUGUCACUGCAGCAGCUGAAUCAGAAACAACUUCUACAGACACCAAGACUGCAACAACAGCAGCCACAGCUCCCUUGCCCAGUCACACUGUGCUGGUAACAACCAUCGAGGAAGAUUCGACUCCUCAGCCCAGUGAGGCUGUAACACCAAAUGAAAAAGAGACAACUACAGACACUGAGCAGGCUGGGCCAGCAGCAGACAAAGAGAGCCCAGGUGCUUCUUGUGUUAUUGUGGAGAUGACAACAGCUGGUAAAAAAGAGGAAACAACCAUUAAAGAAAUGAGCACCACACCUGAAAAAGAAAUGGAAGGUGUCACUGAAAAGGCCCCUGGUACUGCCAAAGAAGAGGUGACUACAGUUACCAAAGAGACCACAACAAGGGAUAAAAAGGACACAAUAGAAGAAAUGUAUCUUGUGUCUAAUGGGACAUCCAAGCCAACAAUAUAUUUCCAGGAGGUCACUGAGGCUGUAGAAGAACCUCAUCCAACUGAACCUGAAACUCUACCAGCAAAAGAAGAGCCCGAGAUAAACAAGCCUUUAAUACAAGCUGGGGACCUGCCAAUGUUCCCUGGAGAAACACCAGAGAGGAACGACGAGAAGGACCUGUGCAGCGGCAAGCCAGCGGACGGCAUGGUGGCCCUGCCCAAUGGCACCCUGGCCGUCUUCCGAGGUCACUAUUACUGGCUGCUGAACGGCCGGAGCCCGCCGACCACCAACCCCCGCCGGAUCACCGACGGCUGGGGCAUCCCCUCGCCCAUCGACUCCGUCUUCUCCAGGUGCAACUGCGAUGGAAAAACCUUCUUCAUCAAGGGUCCCCUGUACUGGCGUUUCACGAAUGGUGUUAUGGAUAAUGGCUAUCCCAAACCUCUCGCAACUGGAUUUGCAGGGCUAAGUGGGAGAAUAGUAGCAACCCUCCCUGUGGCAAGAUACAACACCAGACCAGAAUCUGUUUAUUUUAUCAAAAGAGAUGGGAACAUGCAGCAGUAUGUGUACAGACAAGAACCAGCCAAGAAGUGCCAAAGAAGAGCCCAGGUCACCAUCAGAUACCCAGCCUUUGUCCCCAGAGUUGUCAUCCGGCGGCGCUUCCAGCGUGCUGUGCGAAUGCCGACCGUCAUCCGCACCGUCAGGAUCAACCCCUACCCCUCUGGAGUUCUGCGCAAGGAAAUCAAAAUGACAACGUACUGGAGAGGGCUCCCCAAGGUUGUCCACUCAACUCUCUCCAUACCCAACCAGAACAAGCCCGAUGGCUACGACUACUAUGCCUUCUCUUACAAUCGGUACUACAGUUUGGAUAUUGGCAAAAGAAUAGCACGGCCUGUUACUGCUCUCACAGGAAAGACUGUAACCAAAGACUGGUACAACUGUCCCAGCAAGUGAUGCACAGCAGAGGAGUUCAAAUCAAGAUGCCAUUUGGAUGUCAAUGUUUUUUCUAAUUUUAUUAAUAAAAGACAAUGAAAUAUGUGCACACAACUCUAAGUAUUAAAAUGCUGCUUCAAGCUCUGGCUUCAUUACACUAAGCAAUCACAGGCAAACUGGCAUUUUGUAUACACAGCUAGAAGUCCUUUACAU
This is a messenger RNA of Camarhynchus parvulus, 5103 nucleotides long. RefSeq names its product proteoglycan 4 (gene PRG4). The transcript is spliced from 13 exons. Gene Ontology annotation, biological process: immune response. Lineage: Eukaryota; Metazoa; Chordata; Aves; Passeriformes; Thraupidae. Gene Ontology annotation, molecular function: polysaccharide binding; scavenger receptor activity. The record is from RefSeq and is a predicted model, not a curated record. The coding region runs from base 1 to 4911 and encodes 1636 amino acids.